Molecule: messenger RNA, 525 nt
Organism: Aplysia californica (California sea hare)
Lineage: Eukaryota; Metazoa; Mollusca; Gastropoda; Aplysiida; Aplysiidae
Product: dystrophin-1-like
Exons: 4
Coding region: 31-525 (164 amino acids)
Biological process (GO): synaptic signaling
Cellular component (GO): plasma membrane
Molecular function (GO): protein binding
Source: RefSeq, a predicted model, not a curated record
CCUUUGCCCUACCAGAACCAGCUCCAUGAGAUGCAGGUGAGACAGAAACAGCUGGACCAGGUGAGCGGCCUGUCCAGCCAGCUACAGAGUUCUAUCGACAGCCCCAGCGACAGGCAAGCCCUGAAGGACCGCACGGAGAAGUUGCAGUCUGACUGGAUGGUGACCGGUGAGCAUCUGACACAGCGCAAGUCCGUGUUGGAGGGAAUGCUGGAGAGUUCCAGAACGUUUGUCCAGUCCUACGCCGGGCUGGAACAGUGGCUGUCCGCGGCCGAGGGCGAGCUGGAUCAAGUGCAGACGCAGCAGGACAAAGACAUGUUGGCAGCUAGUCAUGUGAAGCUCCAGAAGGAACUGUCGGAGCACCAAGCUGUGGUGGACUCGCUGAAGACACAAGGGACACAACUGUUGGACAACUACUCUGAGGAGGACACCUGGCAGCUGCGGCGACAGCUGGAGAGACUGACCAACCGCUGGUCCACUCUGUCCAACAGGUACGUUACUGAGCAGUGGGGGGCUCUCGUGGCCUAG